UAUGUCGAUUGAGAAUGCGCCAACUUCCGGUAAUGCUUGAAUGUUUGGAAAACUGUUUCAAAAUGUGGUUUCAAUGCAUUUAAUGAAAGAUUGAAGUACAUAGAAUUUUCGUGAGAAAUGAAACGACCAAUUGAAGGAAUUAUCGAAGACGUAAUUAUAGCGCCGGAUAAGGUUCAACCAAUUAUUGUUAAUUUUCAAAAUGGAGAACUCAAAGAUGGUGAGGCUAAAAAAAUGUCGUGCGGCUUAUUCUAUGACGAGCGGAAAAGGAAAACCAUGUUGGCCCUAUCAAAUGGACAAAUCGUUUAUAAAGGUUAUAAACCCAACAUGGACCAAGACUUGAUGCGUACUAUGCUUGUACUUCACAACAAAAGAACAGGAAAAGUUAGAUUGGUUCAAGCCGAACGAUGGCAAGUGACUCCAAUAUUAGACAAGAAAUUGGAGACAGAUAAUACAGCUACUAUUGAUGAAAAGAUUUCUAUGUUAAACAAACAAUUUGGUUCGAAGAAGGUAAAACGCAGAACAGAACAGUUAGAGAAAAUGAAAGUAAAUGUGGACUCUGUUAAGGAACAAUUAGAACAGACAAUAUUGAAUGUUGAAAUUGAUAAAUCUGAUUUAUCAAUACAAUUACCGCACAAUGAAUACAUUACAAAUACUGCUUUGCCAGAAUGUAAUAGGGAAGCUAUUGAUGUAAAAGAUGUUUAUAAUAUACAUCAUAUUAUACCAGAAAGUAAAUUAGAAACACUAUAUGAUGCAGCUACAGAAAUUGUGGAAGAAGAUAAUAAUAGUUUAGAAGGGAAAACAAAGUUUUUUAAUAGGACGGUGAAGUUCUUGCGGACAGAUCCAGAUAGAGUCAAGAAGACAGCAAUACUAUUUUAUAUGCAAGCAGUUGCAAAAUGGUUAAAUAUGCCAAUGAAAGAUGCUAAGAAACGAGGUAUUGAAGUUUGUCCACUCUCGCAAGAAGUGAAUUCACAUGUAAUAGACACAUAUAGUGUAGUGAGUUCCCAUGGAAGGUUGAGGCCAGCCAGUGUCAAAGAUAAAGGUGUGAUACACUGUAUGAUUUUGGCUUUGACAAUUUGUAACUUUAUAUUAGACAUAGAAUUAUUUGCAACAAUAUUUAGUCACAGGAUGAGUAUAAAGAAAUUAACAGAUCUCGCUAGGAUUAUUGGUGCUUUACCAACUAAGGAAGAUAAGAAAAUUAUUACUUUAAAAGUUCCAUUGCCACCACCAGCGGCCGUUACAAAAAGGGGAAAGAAGAAAUAGUCAUAAGAGGAGUACAAUUUACAAUAUAAUAUAGUUGUACAAAUAAAAUAUAUGUUUAAAUAUUAAGAUACUUUUUGAUAUCAUAGAAAAAGAAUUUAUACAUUAAAGCUACAUUUAUUUUGAAAUAAGUAAUUAUUGUUAUAUAUAAUUAAUGAAUAAGGAUAUCUUAAGAAUUAUGUUUUAAUGAAUUAGUUGAUUAUUCUUUCAACAUUGAUAAUAUUGAAUUUUAUUAAGUAGACUCAGCAAAAAGAUUACUAAAUAAAUGAGGACAAAUUAAUAAUUAUAAUAAUAAUAACCGAUAUUACAUAGAUACAAUGAUAUAAAUAAUUUUAUAUUGCUUUGGCGAAAAUAACUUAAGAAGAAAAUUGAAAAUUG
This is a messenger RNA of Nomia melanderi (Alkali bee), 1635 nucleotides long. RefSeq lists its product as uncharacterized. Gene Ontology annotation, biological process: DNA-templated transcription. NCBI's taxonomy places the organism in Eukaryota, Metazoa, Arthropoda, Insecta, Hymenoptera, Halictidae. The record is from RefSeq and is a predicted model, not a curated record. Gene Ontology annotation, molecular function: DNA binding.